AUGACUUCUCACAACAUAGUGAUGAGGCAAAGGACACUAAAUGAGUUUUUCCCUCAAACCCCUUCAGCGGCUGGCACACACGGUAGAACAAUAGUGCUGCCAUGGCAGGAAAAAAGAGAUGAAAACAACUCGCCGCAUGGUUACAUAGGCUGGGAUAUCGUAACUGCAGCUCUAAUGGAGUCGGAUACGACAGACACAUCAAGCCUCAGAAUACUUCUUCAGGUGCUUUAUACGCGGAAAAUUAUUUCUGAAACUCGUCAGGUGCUGUGCUUUGGGGUACUUUGUCAUGUUCUCGAUCACGUCAUGACUGCUGAAGAACGUGUGCAGUUUUUUUGUUUCACUUUACCCUGGAUGAAGCGCGCCGUACUCCGGGGACCUGAGUUGUUUCCCCAAGAGAUUCCUAUUUUAUCACAGAGUGAUACCCAUCGUUUGCUGUUCACACAUGAAGAGGCCUCAACACUGCUGGUUUGUGGUUUUUUCUCCCUUUUCCAGGGAAGAUCUCAGGUGCAUAAAUUUGGAAGCUCUACUGGGCUACACAAACUUUCUUCCUUUAACUUUGUGCGCCUUCUUUGCAAUGAAAAGCCUGAUCGGUUUAGCAGUCAAUGUGCGAAGGUGCAGUGUUUACUACAGUAUUUUAGAUAUUGCGCUCGUUGCACGAAGGAAGUGUGGCCGUGCGUGGAGAUCUAUCGCGUUGCACGUACAUCCUUUCCUGACUUUGAAAGAAGCACCCGCGCUAUGGAGCCUGUCGUAAUUUCCGAAAACUUGCUCAUUGAAGAGAGUUAUACGAACUUACAAGUGGAUUUCGCCAACCGGUGUAUCGGGGGUGGUGUUUUGUCUUCUGGUUGUCUCCAAGAGGAGAUACGCUUCGUCACAUCUCCGGAGCUACUUCUUUCUUGUCUCGUUUGUGAGGAGCUGUUAGACAAUGAAGUGGUGUUUGUUGCCGGCGCCGCGUCCUACAGUGUUACGGAGGGUUAUGCGAAGACUUUCCGUUAUAUUAGCGGGUGUACACCGGACAUUAUUCCUUUAAGUGGCCGGAUGUUCAGGGUGGAUUCAUGCGAACAAGGGAUGCAUGUAGAUAAAGUGCCUGUUAAGCUAGUUGGGAGAAAUGAUGAGGCUCCAAGGUUUGUGCGCAACACGUGUAUAGUGGCCAUGGACGCAGUCGAUUUCAGUGAUGCCGUGGACAACCAAUUUCGUAAGGAUUUUAUAAUCCGUGAAACCCAUAAAGCUUUUGUGGCAUUCAAAGGAAUUCCUGACAGCACUCUAUCAUCCGUGCACUCUGGUCCUAUUGCGACGGGGAACUGGGGCUGCGGUGCCUUUGGUGGCGAUAGAGAACUUAAACUGUUAUUACAGUGGUGUGCGGCCUCUCAGGCAGGACGACCGUUAAUUUAUUCCGCGUUCGGUGAUAUUGCGUUAUGCAAUGGUUUUCAUAAAGUUUACAAGAAGCUACGCGAAGAGGAAUGGACCGUAGGGGAGGUUUUUACUAUGAUUCUGUUCUGCUCCAGCAUGUUUCCGAGACCACGCAACCAGUUGUUUGAGUGCUUCCUCACAAUGCCGUGGUGUCGCCUUCCUCUGGGCACACAUCUGGUGUUAAUUUAG
Trypanosoma brucei brucei TREU927 is the source of this 1596-nucleotide messenger RNA. Its product is annotated as poly(ADP-ribose) glycohydrolase, putative. Gene Ontology annotation, molecular function: poly(ADP-ribose) glycohydrolase activity. The transcript has a single exon. The record is from RefSeq and is a predicted model, not a curated record. Gene Ontology annotation, cellular component: cytoplasm; nucleus. NCBI's taxonomy places the organism in Eukaryota, Euglenozoa, Kinetoplastea, Trypanosomatida, Trypanosomatidae. Gene Ontology annotation, biological process: regulation of DNA repair; nucleotide-sugar metabolic process; carbohydrate metabolic process. The coding region runs from base 1 to 1596 and encodes 531 amino acids.